Molecule: messenger RNA, 635 nt
Organism: Geodia barretti
Lineage: Eukaryota; Metazoa; Porifera; Demospongiae; Tetractinellida; Geodiidae
Source: the annotation of a GenBank genome assembly
AUCUGUAUGGGGUGAUCUAGCUACUACCAUUUGCACCGCUAGUCAGAGUGACAGUUUAGUUAACAAAGUUGUUUGGUAGUUCUAACUAUCGCUAGCAGUAGAUUGUGUUUUGAAUAGCUGAGUGGAACAAUCAUCUGUUGGGACCAACCAUCAGCUGCACAAACUAAGUACCGUAUUGGCUGGCGCUGUUGAGAGAUGUCUAAAGAGAAGUCAAAAGAAAAGAAGAAAAAGUCGAAAGAAGGUGGUUGCUGCGCUUGCUGUCAGUGCCAGUGCAAGAAGUGCUGUCGCUCCUUCAUGUGGUUCAUCUUCCUGGUCUGCGUGGCCUGGUGGCUCAGUCUGGCAGCUGCCACCAUAUACUGCUGUAUCGCUCCCUACGCCGCCUGCUAUGAAAAGCCCAAAAACUGUACCACAGUACUAGUGAAGGUCAUACAGGCGCCGUACUAUGUCACCACUUUCAUGAUGGGCGGUAAGAGCAUAAAACAGGCUGCAGUAUCUUACGUUGUGUAUGCGUAACUGCUAUAUGCACAUCUGCAUGCAUGUGACGCUAUGUUAUACACUAAUGUCUGUUAUCCUGUUCUUUGUUACAAUUUGGCUACCCAUGCAUGUGGAUGCUUUUGUGUAAUUAUCACUCUAUU